This is a messenger RNA of Myxocyprinus asiaticus (Chinese sucker), 3869 nucleotides long. Its product is annotated as BTB/POZ domain-containing protein 3. The record is from RefSeq and is a predicted model, not a curated record. Lineage: Eukaryota; Metazoa; Chordata; Actinopteri; Cypriniformes; Catostomidae. Bases 422 to 1975 code for a protein of 517 amino acids. Gene Ontology annotation, molecular function: protein binding. Gene Ontology annotation, cellular component: cytosol. Gene Ontology annotation, biological process: dendrite morphogenesis; neurogenesis; cerebral cortex development. The transcript is spliced from 5 exons.
CCACAGUCAGCAAAACACACGUCAGAGCACAGGUCCACAGCGAGCAAAUCCUGCAGAGCUCUGUGUAUGAUUGUGUCAGACGUCCAGAGGAGAGAGAGUGAGAGAGACAGUGUGGACUGGCUGCUUCUAAACCACUGCAGGAACGCAGGAACACUAAAUCUGGGACUGUCACAGAUAAGAAGAGAGAGAGAAAGAGAGUGAGAGAGAGAGAGAGAGAGAGAGAGAGAGAGAGAGAGAGAGAAGGAAUUCUAGAAGGACCAGCAUUUGUUUAACAGCACAGUUAUGGGGACUUCUCUCUGCUGUCCAAUAAUGGAUCAAUCUAAAAGCAAAGGACAAAAAAGUUACUCAUCAUAUCCACUUUAAUCUUUGGUAGAGGACGGAGAUUAAAUUGUCAGUUUGCUCUCACAAGGUGAACACACUCAUGGUGGAUGCCAAGGGAAGGAACAUGAAAUGUCUGACGUUCUUGUUGAUGCUUCCAGAGUCAGUUAAAAGCAAGUCCAGCAAAGUCUCCAAAAAGGGGAGUCCCAGCAGCUCUUCCAAGCUGCCCCCUGUGUGCUAUGAAAUCAUCACUUUGAAAACCAAGAAGAAGAAGAAGAUGGCCACAGAGAUUUUCCCCACCAAGAAGCCGGCAUCGGCCACUACGGUGCAACAGUACCAGCAACAAAACUUGAACAACAACAACACCAUCCAAUGCUGCAACUGGCAGGGUCUCUACUCCACGAUUAGAGAGAGAAAUGCUGUGAUGUUCAAUAAUGAACUGAUGGCUGAUGUUCACUUUGUUGUGGGCCAGUCAGGAGGGACUCAGAGGCUCCCGGGACACAAGUAUGUCCUCGCUGUGGGAAGCUCUGUUUUCCAUGCCAUGUUCUAUGGAGAGUUAGCCGAAGACAAGGAUGAGAUCCGUAUCCCUGAUGUGGAACCCCCAGCCUUUCUGGCUAUGCUGAAGUACAUUUACUGUGAUGAAAUUGACUUGAGUGCUGACACUGUGCUGGCGACAUUAUAUGCAGCCAAGAAGUACAUAGUACCGCACCUAGCUCGGGCCUGCGUCAACUUCUUAGAAACAAGUCUGAGUGCCAAGAACGCAUGCAUUCUUCUAUCUCAGAGCUGUCUGUUUGAAGAGCCAGACCUAACACAACGCUGCUGGGAAGUCAUUGACGCUCAGGCUGAGCUGGCACUUAAAUCUGAGGGCUUUUGUGACAUUGACUCUCAGACCUUAGAGAGCAUACUCAGGCGGGAGACUCUAAAUGCCAAGGAGAUUGUAGUGUUUGAAGCGGCACUGAGCUGGGCGGAGGCUGAAUGUCAGCGUAAAGAGAUGAACACAACUAUUGACAACAAACGCAAAGUACUGGGCCAGGCCGUUUAUCUAAUCCGAAUCCCCACUAUGGGUCUUGAUGAUUUCGCCAAUGGUGCAGCACAGUCAGGAGUGCUGACACUAAAUGAAACCAAUGACAUUUUCUUAUGGUACACGGCGGCCAAGAAGCCCGAGCUGCAGUUUGUAAGCCAGCCUCGAAAGGGACUGACGCCACAAAAGUGCCACCGAUUCCAAUCUUGCGCCUACCGCAGCAACCAAUGGCGUUACCGUGGACGUUGUGACAGUAUUCAGUUUGCGGUCGAUAAGCGGGUGUUUAUCGCUGGUUUCGGGCUCUACGGCUCGAGCUGCGGAUCUGCAGAGUACACCGCAAAGAUCGAGCUGAAGCGGCAGGGUGUUGUGCUGGGAACCAACCUCAGCAAGUACUUUUCAGAUGGUUCCAGCAACACCUUCCCUGUUUGGUUCGAGUAUCCAGUUCAGAUCGAGCCUGACACUUUCUACACGGCCAGUGUGGUUCUGGAUGGCAAUGAAUUGAGUUAUUUUGGACAGGAGGGUAUGACGGAAGUUCAGUGUGGGAAGGUGACCUUCCAGUUUCAGUGCUCCUCAGACAGUACCAAUGGAACAGGUGUGCAGGGGGGACAGAUUCCAGAGCUUAUCUUCUAUGCCUGAGUUUCCACGUGCAAGACAAAUAACUGCCCAAUUUACCAGUGUGAAAUUGGAAUAGCUUUACAUUCCAUACAAUAUCUUACUUUUUCUACUACAUUGCAUAAUUCUCCUCCAGUGUUGUCAACUCAAACUGAGAAAUAACAGGCAUUUCAAGAGUUUAAUUUUAAGCUUAAAGUGGGUUUUUGUGGGGGUCUGUCAAAGCGUGAAGGGUUUUCUCCAGGUAUUAAAAGUUGCUAAUUAAAUAUUUUAUUUUGUGCUCUGCAUAUAGCUAUACCUGUUUACAAGGGAUAAUGUUCUCAUUUCAAUAGGCUAUUGCUCUUUUAUCUUUAAAUUCUUUUAUUUUUAUUUUUAUUUUAAAUAUAUUAUUUUCUAUUUAAUUUGAGAGGGGACAUAGAAAGGAAAAAACAAACAAACAAGCAAACUACGAGCACUGGAUAUAAUGUUUUACAUGUAUAGUAUACUGUAUAUUUAAAUGUGUUUACUAAAUUAUAUUAUAUAUAGAUAUACAAUGUUACCACUCCAUGGCUAUAUCUGCUGUUAACAAUGACUAUGCCAUGUUAGUGAACGCUUGCACAUGUAUAUUGUAGCAAUAGUGAACAACAUAUUCAAACUCAAGAAACUGCAGUAUUUCUUCACAUUACACUUCAAGGCAAUCAAGAUACCUAACACCAAAGUUACUAUCACUAUCCCAGCAUCAGGAUUUUAAUAGUUAACUACAUUUAAUUAAUAAGUAUAAUUUGCAAGCACAGAUCACCUUAGACAGACUUUUAACUAUCUUUAAAAGUAAUCAAAUCAUUUAGGCCAAUCACACUGACAAAUCUAAACUAUGAAAUAUUUUUAUCAUUAACAUGCGUGGUGUUUGCAGUGAAAUAAACCCUGCAAUGCAAUCUAAUGUACAGUGAACAUGUACAUAUUGUAUUAUAUUCAGCAUAAAGAGCAUUUUAAAAUGUAUCUUGCUAUUAAUACACAGUUUUCUGAGUUUUAUAAAACAUGACUUAUUAUUCAACACUACUCACCAUCAGUAUGUUUUUAAGUACUUUAUUCUCUUUCACGUCAGUUUUGUAAAAUGCACAAAAAACACACUGAACGCAUAAGCAACAUUUCCUUCAGCUGAAAUAACAGGUUACAUAUUCAUAGGAGCCACAGAAUGUGACACUUGGGAUUUUGUGUCAUUAUUUACACCUCUAUAAGUGCUGCGUUCAUGGCUAAUUAGCAACAUAAUUAGCUGUCAUGCAAAAAAAAAAAAAAAUCAAAAAAAAAAAAACCUUGUCUUCACACUACUAAAUGAGAUGUUGUCAACUAGCAUUAUAUCAUGAAUUUGUAAAGACAAGUUAUCAUGCAUCAUGUUAUCUGCUCUGGGCUGUAUUUACCAGCAUUGUUGGCUUUUGUUGGCAUUGUUGGUCAUUAAGGUGUCAAAAGCAAGAAAGCAGAAAGUUAAUUAUAUUCCCUGCAGAUGUUUAGUGACAGACAACCGAAACGUAAGCAAUGAACAGAAGACAAAUAAUUCCUCUUUAAACUGUCAAGAGAUUACAUGCAGUGGCAUAGAUUCCAGGGAGGAAUUUGUUUGGGGGGGGGGGUUGGUAAGUACAACCCCCCCAAUAUUUAUACCAUGAUCAAUGGAAACAUGUAAACACAAUGACAUUAAUUUCCUAUCUUUUUAAUUUAAGUUUUUUUUGUGUGUAAUUUUGCACCAUUUGACAGCAGAAUAAUUGCAGCUGUCAAAUGCCUAUACUUUUGCCCACUUAAAUGAAAGCACUUCACCUGAAUAAAAAGGGCACUAAAAAUCCUCUCAUCUCAUUUAGGGGGAGUUUAUCCUCAUUUAAUGCUACAACCUGCUUUCACCUCUAUCUUAACAUCCCAUUUCACAAAGCAUCAUUAAAGAUUUAUUACACCAGUU